Molecule: messenger RNA, 2089 nt
Organism: Arachis ipaensis
Lineage: Eukaryota; Viridiplantae; Streptophyta; Magnoliopsida; Fabales; Fabaceae
Source: RefSeq, a predicted model, not a curated record
ACCCAUUUUGUAACUUUGCGCUUUACCUUUUGGUUGUUAUUAUAUUUUUCCUCCUCCUCAUUAUUAUUAUAGAGAGACACUGAGGCCUGCUUCACAUGUGGUAGAUUAAGGUUUAGUUCUUAUUCAGUAGAAUAGAAAACACCGAUCAAUUGAGUUAUUUAUCGUCAUGAGGACCCGAAAUGCUGAUUCCUCUUCCAAAUCCACAACCCCGAAGAAGGCACCGCCGGCGAGAAAAACCGCCGCAAAAUCCGCCGGAGAAUCCCCUGCAGCAAAGCGCAAUUCCACCGUCAAAACAAGGCAGAUCAAGAAGAAGGAGGCCUCUCCCGCUUCCAACUCGAUUCCCGAUUCCAAUCCCGAUGAGCCGAAUUCAGAUGAGGUUGUUACCACUACACCGUGUUCAAAGAGGAAGCCAGGGAGACCAAGAACUAAAGCAGUUGCCACACCUAAGCUGGAGGAAGAACUGAAGGCAGUGGCUGAUGAAACUCUAGUUGUGGAUAACUCUGGGGAUGUGGAGGAAGCGGAAAAGCCUCAAAAUGUUGAAGUUGUCGAUGCUGAUAAUAUCGAUCACGAGAAAGAGGGGCACCUGGAACAAGUUGUUGAAUGUGUUGGACAAUCUGAAGAGAAGGAACAAAAGUCUAUGGAAGUGGAUGAAACUGUGAAGGGAAACAAUGCAGUGGAGGCUGAAGCGACUGCUUCUCAGGAUGCCACUAUGUCUUCCAAACAACCUGAGCGAACUCUUGUGGACCUAAAUAUAUCGGUGAAUGAAGAUGAUUCUAUGUGUCAAAAGGAGGGAGAGAAAGAAGAUGAAGAGUUGAAUGAAAGGGACGGUCGGGAAGAGUUGAAGGAUCAGGAACAAGAGAAAGGAGAUGUAGAGUUGAAAGAACAAGAGGGAGAGAAAGGAGGGGAGGAGCUGAAGGAACAGGAGGCAGUGAAUGUAAAGGAAGAACUGAAAGAAGAGGACGGAGAUAAAGGAAAGGAAGAAGUCAAAGAUGACGAAGGAGAAACAGCAAAGGAAGAAACAAAGGAAGAGGAAACAAACAUUACUGGACACAAAGAAUGCUCUAAUACUGAUAGUGCAGUAAUGAAAGACCAGUCGAAGGAAGAUUUUAAUACUAGAAAAGUUGGUGAUGAAGUGACAGAGAGCAGUGAAAGGCUGGAUUUUGAAGAACAUGGUGGGGAGGAUAUUGAGGAAGAUCCAGAGGAAGGUCCAUGGGAACCUCCUGAAGAAAAUGAGGCGCUCCAAGAGGAGCAUACGGAAUUGGAGGCCAUUGCAAACCAGCGAAAGAGUAACAAAGAACAUGAGAUAUUUGUUGGAGGGCUUGACCGUGAUGCUACAGAGGAAGAUCUGAGAAAAGUUUUUAAGAGGAUUGGGGAGGUAGUUGAUGUCAGGUUGCAUAAGAAUUCAUCAACAAAUAAAAAUAAGGGCUAUGCAUUUGUGAGGUUUGCUAAUAAGGAACAUGCUAAGAGAGCAUUGUCAGAAAUGAAGAACCCAGUUAUACGUGGUAAAAGAUGUGGGACUGCACCCAGCGAGGAUAACAACACAUUAUUCUUGGGAAAUAUUUGCAAUACGUGGACGAAAGAAGCUAUUAAACAGAAGUUGAAGGAUUAUGGUAUUGAUGGGGUUGAAAACAUUACGCUUGUGCUAGAUGCUAAAUGUGAAGGAUUGAGCCGUGGCUUUGCAUUCCUUGAGUUUUCUAGUCAUGGUGAUGCAAUGCUUGCGUACAAGAGGCUUCAAAAGCCUGACGCGAUCUUUGGGCAUCCUGAGAGAAGUGCCAAGGUAGCCUUUGCUGAGCCUAUGCGUGAACCAGACCCAGAGAUAAUGGCACAGGUUAAAUCUGUGUUUAUUAAUGGUCUUCCUCCUCACUGGGAAGAAGAUCACAUCAGGGAGAUGCUUAAAUCUUAUGGUGAAAUUGUAAGAAUUGUACUAGCAAGGAAUAUAUCUACAGCCAAGAGGAAGGAUUAUGGAUUUGUUGAUUUCUCAACACAUGAAGCUGCUGUUGCAUGUGUUGAAGCUGUAAAUAAGUCUGAAUUGGGUGAUGGGGCAUCAAAGGUAUCAUUUAAUUUGUUUACUUGACCAUAUUUGUUGCAC